This is a messenger RNA of Heterocephalus glaber (naked mole-rat), 2533 nucleotides long. It is a transcript of the gene Peli3, whose product is annotated as pellino E3 ubiquitin protein ligase family member 3. Gene Ontology annotation, molecular function: protein binding; ubiquitin protein ligase activity. The record is from RefSeq and is a predicted model, not a curated record. Gene Ontology annotation, biological process: regulation of Toll signaling pathway; protein K63-linked ubiquitination. Lineage: Eukaryota; Metazoa; Chordata; Mammalia; Rodentia; Bathyergidae.
GUGGCGGUUCGCGCUCAUCCCCCUCCCCCCUGCCCCGGGUGUCCCCGUGACGAGGCCGCGCGGAGCCUCCGCGGGCUGGGCCAAUCCAGCUGCAACCGCCCCGGGGCGAGCAGGGGUGAGGCGGGCAGGGAGCAGCGCCGAACGGGGCUCAGACCGCGGCCAGAAUGGUGCUGGAGGGAAACCCUGAAGUGGGGUCCCCCCGAACCUCAGACCUCCAGCACACCGGGAACAAGGGCUCUUGCCUCCUUUCUUCUCCCGGUGAAGGUGCACAGCCUGGUGAGGAGCUCAUCAAGUAUGGUGAACUCAUCGUCCUGGGAUGCUGUGAGGAAGGAGGUGAGAAAACCGAGGCUCAGAGAGGGGAAGUGACUGGCCCAAGGGCACACAGCUGUUACAAUGGAUGUUUGGCAAGUGGGGACAAGGGCCGCCGGAGAAGCCGCCUGGCACUGAGCCGCCGGCCACAUGCCAACGGAGUGAAGCCAGAUGUCAUGCACCACAUCUCCACACCACUCAUAUCCAAGGCACUGAGUAACCGAGGCCAGCACAGUAUAUCGUACACACUGUCCCGGAGCCACUCGGUCAUAGUGGAGUACACACACGACAGCGACACAGACAUGUUCCAGAUUGGCCGCUCCACUGAGAACAUGAUCGACUUUGUGGUAACAGAUACAUCCCCUGGAGGAAGUGCUGCCGAGGGCCCUUCUGCCCAGAGCACCAUUUCCCGCUAUGCCUGCCGCAUCCUCUGUGACCGCAGGCCACCCUAUACUGCCCGCAUCUAUGCCGCUGGCUUUGACGCCUCCAGCAACAUCUUCCUUGGAGAGCGGGCAGCCAAAUGGCGGACCCCUGAUGGCCUGAUGGAUGGCCUGACCACCAAUGGGGUCCUGGUGAUGCACCCUGCGGGCGGCUUCUCCGAGGACUCAGCCCCGGGUGUCUGGCGGGAGAUCUCAGUCUGCGGGAACGUGUACACACUGCGGGACAGCCGCUCAGCCCAGCAGCGGGGGAAGCUGGUGGAAAAUGAAUCCAACGUGCUGCAAGACGGCUCACUCAUCGACCUGUGUGGGGCCACGCUGCUGUGGCGCACUCCGGCAGGGCUGCUGCGGGCACCCACGCUGAAGCAGCUAGAGGCCCAGCGGCAGGAGGCAAAUGCAGCACGGCCCCAGUGCCCUGUGGGCCUCAGUACCCUGGCCUUCCCCAGUCCAGCCCGGGGCCGCACAGCGCCUGACAAGCAGCAACCCUGGGUCUACGUCCGUUGUGGCCACGUCCAUGGCUACCAUGGCUGGGGCUGCCGGCGGGAGCGAGGCCCCCAGGAGCGCGAGUGUCCUCUCUGCCGCCUUGUGGGGCCCUAUGUGCCCCUGUGGCUUGGCCAGGAGGCUGGCCUCUGCCUGGACCCUGGGCCACCCAGCCAUGCCUUUGCUCCCUGUGGCCAUGUCUGCUCUGAGAAGACUGCCCGCUACUGGGCCCAGACACCACUGCCCCAUGGUACCCAUGCUUUCCAUGCUGCCUGUCCCUUUUGUGGCGCCUGGCUCACCGGUGAGCAUGGCUGUGUCCGCCUCAUUUUCCAAGGGCCACUGGACUAGGCUCUCUGGAACCCCUGCUGCUUCAUCUGACUGCCCACCGAGGUCCCCUAUCCUACAGUCCAGAUGGAGCUCUGCAUGUGGGAUUCUACUUGGUGGCACCUAGCCACACAGGUUGGACACACUGGAUGGGCUGUGACCCUCUCCCUAACUCUGAUCCCCAAGAUCUCCAUCCCAGUCAUACUGAUGGGCCUUCAGCACCAGGUCUAUCUGAGGCUGCUGAAGUGAAGCCCAGCCCCAUGCCCCUGCCCUUCCUAGGGUGUCCCACAUCAUGCCACCUACACUGUGCCUCUGGGGGAGUGAAGGGGCUGUGGCCACUGACCCCCAGCUUAGGCUGACUGUGCCCUGAGCCUGCUAACCCAGUACCACAUAUUUGUCCUUUCUGUUGCUGCCCUGGGUUCCUCUAUAAACGUUGCUCAGCUGCCCUCACUGAUAUGCAUGUCCUGCAUGCAUGCAAUGCCUCCAGCCCUGAGCGAGAGACAGGUAGGCAGCAAGCUGGGACUGGCAUUUGCUUAUGCCCACCAUGGCCUGGACUCUGCUGAGUGGACUGUGGGGACACAGAGACAGUUAAGUUCCCUGCCUGGUGGGAUUCACAGACUAGUGGAGGAUGGACCAAAUUACCAAAUGACAGAUACUUUCAUGUGUGUUAGGAUCAGAGAAUCUCAGAAGCUGGGGUGCAGUCCUUGCUGGCUGCAAGUAAGUGAGCAAUGCUUUAUGCGGGAGGUAGCAUAGGAGCUCAGGUUCCAUGGCAGCUCAGAAUCCUCCAGGCUCACAGAAGAGCUGGGCACUCUGCAUACUGUGUGCAUGCUAGGGAUAAAGAACAGGGGCUGAGUGACAGAUUUAAUGGGGCUGGAGCAUGGGCUACAGUGGGCAGAGUUAGAGAAGAUGGUGGGGCCAUGAGAAUGGGAUAGAGGACUUAGACCCUCAUUUGUGGAUAGCCAGGAGUCAAUAAAGGCAGGGAA